Diorhabda carinulata is the source of this 26484-nucleotide messenger RNA. RefSeq names its product extracellular serine/threonine protein kinase four-jointed (gene fj). The transcript has a single exon. Bases 130 to 1449 code for a protein of 439 amino acids. Lineage: Eukaryota; Metazoa; Arthropoda; Insecta; Coleoptera; Chrysomelidae. The record is from RefSeq and is a predicted model, not a curated record. Gene Ontology annotation, biological process: cell-cell signaling.
AAUAAGUCAUCCGAAUAGUGGUUACGUCUGUAAUCGGUUGAAUCCGUUAACGCUCGCUUUAACGACGAAACGAUAAUUAUUGUGCUAUACCGGUAGUGAUGUGCUCAGUAGAAAGUUGAAAACUUGAAAAUGGGUUACUUCCGUGCUAAAACCUCUUCACAAUGGGAUAGUGAUAUUAAACCGUUACAGUUUAAACCUAAUCAUACAUCGGUGUAUAAAAACUUUUGUUUGUUAAGUGUGACUUUCGCAUUUAGUGUUGGAUUUACUUUAGGAAUUUUGAUACCUUUAGUUUAUAUAAAAUCGCAUAACGCGAAUGAGACUGAAUCUAUAUUAAACGAAACUCUAGUUACUAAUACUUCAGUUAUAAAAACAAUUUUUCUAAAUAACAGUUACGGUUACAUGAACUAUACUAGAAACAAGUUUCCAUCGGUGUCUUUCGUCGAAAAUAUCAAAGAUCCUUCUAGUGAUGAACAAUUAAUUGAAGAUGGUAUUUAUUGGGGACGAACCAUCGAAAGGGCGUUACCAGAAGGAUAUCACGACAAAAAGCACGUAAUAUGGGAAGAUUAUGUUAAAAACGCGAUAGCUGUCAAAAUGGAAAACGGUUGUGGGAGAAUGCAAAAUCGAUUGAUAACUUUUCAAGAUGGCACGAAAGGUUGCGUGAGAUAUAGACAAAACACGGAUCAAAUACAGGGAGAAUUAUUUAGUUUUUAUCUCGCUAAAAUAUUGAACAUACCUAAUCUUGCUCCUAGUACUAUAAGAGUGAUAAAUUUGAACGAUCCGUUGUGGCGUAACUUACGCAACGAAAUAGCUUCGGCUCAAUGGAAUUCAAACAGACCGAUUGUUUUAACUCAAUUCAUAUCAAAUUUGAAUUCUGCCAACAUUCCAAAUGUCUUCAAACCAGUUGAACGGCACUUGAAUAAAUUCGACGUAAUAAAUAUGACAAAAAAUGAGGUCUUAGAUAGCGGUGAUUUAAUUAAAACCUUAAUAGAAUUAGCUCAAUGGUCAGAUUUGAUAAUAUUCGAUUACUUAACCGCUAAUUUAGACAGGAUAGUUAACAAUUUGUACAAUUAUCAAUGGAAUGCUAAUAUUAUGGAUGCGCCUGCGCAUAAUCUUGCGAGAAAAGCCAACAGUGAUUUAUUAUUAUUUUUGGACAACGAGUCGGGACUUUUACAUGGGUAUAGGUUACUUAAAAAAUACGAAGUUUAUCAUUCCAUCCUUUUGGAUAAUUUGUGUUUGUUUAGAAGACAAACAGUGGAUAAAAUCAAAGAGUUGAAAAGCAAAGGUAACAUUGGACACAUGUUACGAGGUAUGUUUGAGAAGUUGAACAGUGAAACAGUUAAAGAUAUUUUACCAACGAUACCAGACAAAAGUGUAAAAAUUCUAAACGAACGAAUAGAGAAAGUCUCCAAUCAAAUUUCCAAAUGUGAGUCUAAUUUUUCCAAUAGUUAGUUGAACAAUAUGACAAAAAUAGGUUUUUAUAAAAAAAUUUUCGGUAAUUUAUACUUUGGCGAUCACUUCGUUUUUUGGCUCUAGAAAAUCGAAAAAUCAUCCGAUUUCGAUGAAUGAUUUUAUAAAUCUUUACGGAUUUACGAAAAAAAUUAUGGAAAUAAAAAAAAUCAUAUUGGUUUCAGAGCUUUAAAUGUUCAUGAAAAUGUCUACAUUUAAAUUCAUAAAACCAUAUAAUAUCUUCAAGUGAGAUAUUUCCUAUAUUUUUUCGCAUAAAUUCGUUGUAAAAAUAAAGAAUUUUAAAACAAAUGCAUCGAAAUAGGAUGAUUUUUCGAUUUUCUAGAGUGUUUAUGAACAUUUAAAGUCAGAAAACCAUAUGAAAUUUUUAAUUGAGAUAAAAAAUGAAUAAACAAACAUUUUUCGAUUUUUUUGCUCCAAAAUGUUCGUAAAACAACGAUUAAAAAAAAUUCAUCGAUAUCGGAUGAUUUUUCGAUGUUCUAGAGCUAAAAAACGAAGGGAUUGCGAAAGUAUAAAAUUACUAAUUUUUCAUAUACCAGUUAAAUUUUCAAAGUUUGUACUUAAAUUUUAAGAUUUCUCAAUUAUCUUCUUCAAAUCAUAUUCCAAUUAGUUCUGUUAAUAGUUUCUAAAUAUUGUUCUUAAUUCCACCAAUAAUAAUUUUACGAAAAACCAAAAUUAGUUGAAAGCACUAUAGGCAAACGUUGAAAAUUAACAAUCAACAAAACUGAACGAAUGUCAUUAUUUCAAUCCAAGCUAUAAUCAACUUUUGAUAGUCAAUCAUAUGAGCUCAAACUACAUAAAGUAAAUUAUCAGUAAAAGCUGAAAAAUGUUAGUAAUUCAACUAAUUAUUUCAAUAAAGUUAUGGCAUAUACUUAUAGAUAUAAUUAAGUGGAUAUUACAUUUAUUAAUACUGAAACAAAAUUUUAAGUUGAUAUUAUUGAAAAAUUUUAAUGCCUUACGCAAGAAUUUAUCUAAAAAAGACAUGGAAGAAUCAAACCGUAUCUAAAUUUUUUGUUAUUGCGAGCUUACAAAAAUAUUUUGAUUUCUUACAACAUUCAAAUGAAUCCAUAAUCUUUUCACGUACCAAUUUUUUUAUUCACUCUUUAUGGGUACCAUACCACGUCUCGUCUAGAUAAUGUAUCGGUUUCCAUGUCAAUAUUUUUUAAUGUUGUGUAAAUAAUCAUGACGGUAUGUUGGUAAACAGCAGGACUCCAUUAUACUCAGCUUUGAUUGAUAAUACAGUUUUGAAUAAUAAUUGUUCGGCUGCAAUAGAUAUUGACUGCCAGUAAGAUUUCGUUUAGUUAUUGUCAUCACAACAUUAUUUUUCUUCUUCCUCUGUUGUUUUAGAUAUUCUUUUCACUAUGUUCUAAUCAAUUUUCCAACGUUUAAUUUCUAAAAUAUGAUUCGAACCAAUUAAAAUAAGAAGUCAACCAGAAUUUAUUAAAUACUCUAUUUGUUCAAAUCGUGGUUACAUUUCUCAUGCUCUUUCGCUAUUUUUCUCAGCAAAACCAUCGACGGAUUGGUGGUAUGUCUGUGAAGUUUUACAAAUACUAUGAUUCAGAUCAUAUUCACUCCUUCUUCAGGUUUGUUAACUCCCCAAUAUCUUAUUCAAAAUCAACUUUAUUUGAAUACCAGUAGUUCUAAAGAUGAAGUGUUUUGAUGUUCAUAUUCUGGUAGGUUUCUGUAGCUAUCAUCUCUAUUAUUUUAUUUAUUUCUAUCGCAGUUUUGAUUAGUUUUGUUACAUCUAUUUGUAUAAUAGCAAUCCUAAAAAUGAGGCAUUUCUAUGAUUCAAGUUGUACUUGCUAUGUAAAACUAUGAGUUCUACCUUUCUAUUUAUUUCUAUCGCAGUUUUCACUAGUUUUGUUAACUCUAUUUGUAUAACAGCAAUCCUAAAGAUGCAGUACUGUGAUUAUUGAGGUUCUAGUUGGUGUCUAUACCUAUGAUUUCUAGCCUUUUAUUUAUUAUCUAAGAGCAACUCUAUUUGAUUAACAGCAAUCCUAAAUAUGAGGUAUUUCGAUGAAUUAGGCUCUACUUUCUGUCUAAACCUAUUUAUAUCCUAAGAACCACUCUAUUUGUAUAAUAGAAAUCCUAAAGAUGAAGUAUUUUGAUGUUUCGAGUGCUAUUUGGUUUUUAUACAUAUGAUUUUACCCUUUCUUCUAUUUAUUUCUUUCACAGUUUUGGCAACUUACUAUGAAUGUCUCAUCCUAAGAGUGCAACUCGAUUUGAAUAAAAGCAAACCUAAAAAUGCAGUAUUUUGAUGAUUUAGGCUCUAGUUGACGUCUAUACCUAUGAUUUAUACUCUUCUAUUUACUUCUUUCGCAGUUUUCAUCAGUUUAGUCAACUUUUAGGAAUGUCUCAUCCUAAGAGCAACUCUAUUUGAUUAACAGCAAUCCUAAAGAUGAGGUAUUUCGAUGAUUUAGGCUCUACUUGCUGUCUAAACCUAUUUGUAUCCUAAGAGCAACUCUAUUUGUAUAAUAGAAAUCCUAAAGAUGAAGUAUUUUGAUCAUUCAAGUCCUAUUUGGUUUUUAUACGUGAUGAUUUCUAUCCUUCUAUUCAUUUCUUCCACAGUUUUCAUCAGUUUUGUAUUCUCACACUAAAAGAAAAUCUAUUUAAAAAACAGCAACAAGUAUUUUAAUUAUUCAAGUCCUGAUGGUUUCAAAGGGCUUGUAAAAAAUUGUUUUUCGAGCUCGAAACUAUUGAAAAUAAAAAUUCAGCGCUUUUAAUGAAUUGAAUUUCAAAUAUGUCAAAUAAGAUGAGAAGCUUGAAAGAUGGUUUGAGGGUAAACCUUUUUAAAAUUUUUUCAAUUACUAUAUGGAAGUCGCUGGUCAAGUAACCAUUGUCGGUUUAUAUGGAUACCAGUAAGAAAUUCAUGUAGCUGACUCUUAAGAUAGACCUGCCAGAACAAAGUAGCAACAAAUUUUGGUUUAUUUUGAGUUUAGAUUAUCUAAUAUUUAGCUAUUGUUACUAGCUAUUUUGCACUGCAGGUAUUAUGUAGAUUAUCUAUUAAUUAUUUAUGAAGAUAUACCAAAAUAAAUAUCUUGAAACGCUGGUGAUUAGGAACAACAAUUUUCACUUGUGUGUUAAAUGCUCUAAUCAUUUGUAUUAUAUAAUUUACUCGUUAAAUAUUAACAGAACUAAGGAUCAUGUUUAAAAUGAACAUACCUACCAUAUUUUAUACAAAACUGAGAUCGUCUUAUUUGUUCAAAGUACAAACUAUGAGAAUCCCAAUUAUUAUCGUGUGAAUAUUUCAAUUUAAAGUUUGCAUACUACGAAUAUUAAUAAUAAUUUGAUAUAGGUAUUUAAAUCGAACGUGAUAUAAAAAAUUUUACAACUACGUAUUAAAAAAAUUGAUAAAGAAAAUUUUGAGCAAACUCCGGCAAACGACAGAUUCACUGUUUCAAAAUUUAAUGCAACAUUUGAAAACAAAAAUAAGAAAAGCGACUGGGUGCGUAUUCAGUUAUAUAAAAUGUGAGUAUCGUUUAACCCUCACAGCUCCGAUGACCUUGAAAAUUUAGUAUGUUGUACAGUUUUUUAUGCUGAACAAGAAUGUAUAUAUGAAUUAUAACGAAUCGUUGCCAGCUAUAUUAUGCGUUUUCUUAUUGGGAGCGUGGCAAUGAAACACCAAAGUAGACUAAUUUUAAUAUAUUUUCGAAUACUUAUGUUCGAAUAAUCAAUUGAGAUUUGUGGUGGCUUUGAGUUGUAUAAAUAGAAAAAUUUUAAUUUCAUAGGAUUCAAAAUUCAAUAUUCAAAAAAUUCCUCCUAUAUGACCGUAUAAAUAUAUUAUAAAAUUGCGAAAAAUAAUACUUUUUUAGGUCAUGUCGUGAGCAUUUAAUAUAAAAUUAUACUAAAAACUAAUUUCAACUCAGUUUUAUUAUGGUAACGAUUUUUCGUUCUUUCUAAUUGCACAAAAUAUUUUCAACGACAAUAGAGGUUAGAACUCUGCUGAACUUCACACAAAGGAUCUCUACUCAUCGCUUAUAACUCUCGUAGAACCAGAACUCGUCAUAAUACUAAAGCGUCUCACUGCCGUAACGAUUUUUCGUUCUUUCUAAUUGCUGAAAAUAUUCUCAACAGCAAUAGAAACUAGAUCUUUUCUGAACUCUACACAGAGGAUUUCUACUCAUUGCUUAGAACCCUCGUGUAAGCCAGAACUCUUUCGAGCACGGUAAUGUCUCAUUAUUGUUCAGUUUCAUUUGUUUGCAUCAGUUUUUUGUGAUACUUUUCGGUGAAUUCGACCGUUUUUUUCUGUUUUUCUGGUUUAAGGGCUCUUUGACCAUCAUAAUAUAGACUUUAUUUUGAUGAAACUGAAAAUUUUUAUGAUCAUCGUAGUUUUUCAGUACUACUACUCUUUUUUGUUAGUAGAAAUCAUUUUAUGGAGUUUGAUUCAUGAACUUAGAGAAUUUUUCGGUGUUUGAUUUUUCAGUUUCACGCUAACGACCUGAAGUUAGCGUCUCAUUUUUUGAAAUGUUGUUUUCUAUAUUUAAUACUGCAGAAAUAUCGAUAAAAAGGAACUCUAGAACUAUGCUGGACGCUAUAAGAAAUCCUUUCAAUCUAUGAGAGGCUAACAUGAGGCUAUAACUUCACACACGCGUUUCUGCGGCCAAAAUACUAAAAAAAUAUAUAUACAAUUACCAAAAUGUAUGUAAUUAUUGUCUGGUAACCAUUGCUUCAUAGAGUACAUGGCAAGUAAUGAUAUUGACAGUUUGUAGGGAUUUUUUUGUCCCUACACCCUAAUCAAUUGAUACGUUUAUGAUUUUAAAUCCUCUUGAUUUUAGGUCUCUUCUACAUAGAUAAAAUUGACGUUUCGACUUUUCUUUGAGUCUUUAUCAAAAUAUGACACUGACAAUUUGCGUAUUUAUAUUAAUCAAUAAAUCACCUCCAUCAUAAAUAUCAAAAUAAGAAUAAAAUCAAACUAGAUUUUUUUUUUGAUAAGAAAAAGUGAUUUUUCCCUAGUCUUUACAUUUCAAAUAUAUAGCAGUGAUCAAAUAAAUGAUUUGUAGUUUAAUUAGAAUUCACAAAAUAGAGCUGUAAAUUUUACUUACAUUAUUUUUUAUCAUUUAAAGCUUUUUCGUUCUUAUGUUCUAAUGAAUGUGAACCAUUUCUAAAUAUUCUCUUUUUCUUGUAUUACAUUCUGUUUCAAGAACUUCCGAAUCAUUAUAAUUGAAUUUAUGUUUUUUUUUUUGAUAUUUCACGGUUCGUUAAUGCAUUUUUACUUUUUUUAUCGUAUAGAUGACUUCUUAAUCUAUUUUCUAAAUACUGAGAUGUCUGCCCUAUGUGAUAGCAAUGAUUUUAUUCUUAUUUGAUAUUCAUGACAAAGGUGAUCUGUUGAUCAAUAUAAAUACGCAAAUUGUCAGUGUCAAUAUCAUAUUUUGAUUAAGAUUUGAAGAACUUUGAAAUAGAAGCGACAUAAAAUCAAGAAGAUUUAAAAACAUAAACAUAUUAGAUGGUCUAAGAAAUAAGAAAUUAAUUGAUAUUAUUGAUAUUAAUAUUGUUAAAAAAAUUGUUGAGCAUAUAAAUUUUGAUCCUUUCCUUUCCCCCAACAAUUUGAAAUCAAAUAGUUACAGGAAGAUUUUUUUCAUUGUAUAUUAUUGUCAUAUAAUCCCAUACAUGUUCAAUGGUAUUAAUGUCCAGCGAGCUCUCAAAGUAUUCUUUAUUUAUCUCUUUCCGCGAUAUGGUCUUGAAUAAUCGCCUUAAAAAUUGAGUCGUUGCCAUGAGGCUGAAUUAUUAUUUCAAUGUGUUUUCUGUGUACAAGGUAUUAGUCGGUCAAGGCUAAUAAUCAUUAGAAUAUGAUCGAACUCAUGAAAUAAAACCAUUGCAUUCAUUGCCGUUUCAACUUCCGCCUUUCUUUCACUCAAUUUUAAAUAAAUACAAAACUUCAAUAGUAGCACAGGAGAGAAACAUAUUCAAAAAGACUACAAUGAGCAGCUAGAAUCAUAACCUGAUUUUCAAAAAUCUCAAUGCCGUAAAAUCACCAAAAAAGUAUAUGUCUAUUAGUAUUAAAUUUUAUCGUAAAAAAUAGAUUGAAGCGACAUGCAACUGCGUUCCUAUAGAUACAAAGUGUUAUUAAAAUAUAUGGUUAAUUAUUUACUUAAAAACAAAAUAAAAAGAUAAUAGAACUUCAAAUAAUCUUCAAACAACUACCCUUGCCUAGCAAUAAAUUUAUCUCGUUGAAAUUUGAAAACAUUCGUGGUAGUGAUCGGGCUUUAUUCUGCUCUGUGGUGGCUAAUUCUAGAGGAGACUCGAACUUCCAUUUCAUGAUGAAAAGGAAGGUGUUGAUCAAUGUUUCAAGUCUAUUUCGUCAAAGUAAAACAAAACUUCUUUAAUCCGAACUCCGAAAAUUAACCCUCGUUCGGAUUCUUGAAGCGUUCGUAUUAUAGAACAGAGGUAUAUUUAAUGGAAUGAAAAUAGUAUAGUGAAAUUUUAAAUGUAUAUUCAUCUAUAAUAUUUAUUCAAAGAAUCCCAAUAUUUUAGUUUGUCGGGAGGUAUUUAUUGACAAUUAAACAGCUUCGUCUCGUAAUUUACGUAAAAGCAUUUUUUUUGGCAAAUAUAUGUUUCCCUUUACAAAAUUUGAGAGACUAAGGACUGACCACUCCUUCCGGAGACACCCUAUCAGUGGUUAAUUGUUUUCUAAUUAGGUGAACCUAAAAUAGUUAAAUAUUUUUCUUUCGAUCAGAAUCGUGAAAUGGGUGUACUUCUUCUAAUAUCAAUUGUAGAUUAUAAAAAACCUUGCCGAUAAUUUUGUUUGAUAUACCAUAGGCGUGGAGUGGAGAUGGUGUGUCCACGUGGACUGACGGUUUGUUAGAUGGUUACCGAAUUUUAUACGGGGACUAAAUAUUAUUUUUCAUUUCUUAAUUUGAUAAAAGAGCCGUGCGUAUUUAUGUCUCCUCUAUCAACAGUUUUUGUAGAUGUACAGUUUAUUUUCUAAAAAAAUAUUCGCAGUAGAAAUCCGUGGAUAACUUCACUCGAGUCAGUCUAUCACUUUUCAAUAUUUACGGUGAGAUAAUUGGCAAGGAGCAGUAAAUUUCGAUGAUAUCAAUAUUUAUACUCACGGUAAUAUUUCUCGCUACAACAAAUUCAUUUAAAAAUGUUCUAAACGAACUCAACUAGUCACUGUUUUCGUUUGUUCAACCCUGUAUAUCUGUUAAAAUAAACGCAUGAACUCAAAAGAAAUUAAUUAAUUUCUUCCGAUGUUAAAACACAAAAUGUUUAUUAUUAUUUUUGAAAAAAACAGCUCAACCUUCCUCUUAAAUCCUGUUCACAAGACAGAACGUUUUUGCACAAAAAAUAGUGUCUUAUAUCAUUCGCGAGUAACUAAAAUUGAAGGUUAUAUGUUCGCAAUACAAUCGUGGUAUAAAAUAGUGAAAAAAGUUAAACUCAAUAAUUGUGUGAUUAUUAUUUACUAACUGUUGAUUGUUUAGUUGUUUCUUGGGUAAUUAUCUAUCUAUUGCCUAUUAUUUAUUGCUAGUGCGAAAACGCCUCACUUGAACACGGUUGUACUUAUCAUUUGAAAUCCGUAGAUUGAUUUGAUCAGUUUCAUACUUCUAAAUCUUGGAUUUAAUUAGACUUUUUAUACUAUUCCAGCGUCAUAUCAUCUCAGAGAUUCAUGCAUACUGAAUAUGAUUUAAUUUAAUUUAUUAUAUUAUAGAUAUAAUAUAAAUGGAAUAUGUGAGAAAACUGAUGGUGCAAAAUGGGAAAAUAUUAUAAGAAAACUGAUCGAAACUUUCUGGAAUGUAAUCUGAUCACUAUCACGAUCAAUGAACAAUUGGAUUCUACCCUGAAUUACUAUUAACGCCAUCAGUUAUUAUAACUAAAAUUAUUGGGCGUACAGGAUGUGGUCAGGGCAAGAAAAAGAUUCCGUAGGAAGAAUGCCAGAAGACAGAGGGGCAAAGUGAGCUAAAACUCAGUUUUAGUCCCAACACACGCAGAGUUGGUACGAGAGCUGGAGUUCAACUUCUCAGGAAGAUCCAGGAAUAGGGCCAAACGUACAGGAUUGAACAGGACCUGGUCCUAUUGAAAGAGGAAGAAAAAAGAAGAAAAAACUCUUAUUAUUAACAUUAACAACUUUUACACUAGGUACUUAGUGGUACAGUGUUUCUCUCCAGGUCCCUUUCGAAAGUACCAGUGUGCGUCAACGAUACUUCUUAGCACUUUAUUUCGGAAUAUCUGGAUUAUGGGGUGUUAGCUUCACUGGCAAAUCCCCAUAAUUGGAUCUCGUAGGUCCUUACUAUUUUCAGGAUUUGUUUAUAUACAUGUGAUUUAUUAUAAAUUAACAAGAGUGGAUUGUCUUCUCAGCAACCAAUACAUUCUCUUGUAUCUAAUAUCUAGUUCUUCUCGUUUAUUUUUAAUGUGACGUUUCCAGCUUAAUUUCGCAUCUAUAUAUUUUAUAUAUUUUGUUGUAUUAGCAUUUGGGAUACGUUUGUUGUUGUCUUUUUUAUUAAUACAUAUUGCUCCUUUUUAUUUGUGAAAUUUAAAUUUCAUCAUAAAUUUAAGCUUAUUCUCUAUUUUUUGGUCCAAUAAUUGAUUUUAUUAAUUGAUGUCUUUAGGUUGAUUGCUAGUUCUUCGUAGCUGUGGUCUACAGUUAAAAUAGCUGUGUCAUCUGCAAUAGUGUUGUUUUCUAAUUAGGCAAUGUCACUAGUGUUUGAGAAGUAUAGUGUAUAAGAGGUAAAAGACAGCCCAAGAACACUACCUUGUGGUACAACCGCGAGGAUUCCUUUAAUUUUGAGUAAGCAUCUUCUUACUUUAUUCUGAAGUUUCGUUUUCUUAUAUAGGACUCUAACAGUUUUGCAUAUUGGUUAGGCAAGAGUUUGUUCUGUUUGUGUUUAAGCUCAUUCUGCCAAACUUUGUCAAACUACGUCUAAGAAGGAAUACACCUUCUUUUCUAAUGAUUUUUCUAUGACAUCGGUUAUCCUGUGUACCUGGUCUAUAGUGGAGCCAAACAGAUGUGAAAAAAGAAUCUUUUCACUAGUAUUGGUUAUCCUGUGUUUUUUCACUGUAUUUUCACUAAUAUUUUCUCAAAUAGCUAUAUGAAGAUACUACGUUUGGUGGUUUUCCUGGUUUGGGAAUCAGCUGCUUUUUACAAGGUAGAUACAUACUCACGUCGUUUAUAAUAUGCGUUAAUUGGAUUAUUAUAGCUUUCUUUGGUAAAUGUUCCAGUAUUUCUCCGGUUAUUAAGUCAAAUACAGGAGCUUUCUUCGGGUUGAUAUCUACUUUAAUCAUCGUGGAUAUUUCCAUUGGAGUAGUCCUUCGGUAGCUGUGAAAGUGUGUGCUAAAUGUUCUGCAAAUAUAUUUGCUUUUGGUUGAUCGAAACUCGAUGCCUAUCAGUUACCAAAAAAAUUGGUUUUCCAAUUUAGCCACAAAAAAGUUUUUAGCCAUCAAUAUCCAGCCUAAAAAAUGUCGAAGUAACUUAAAAAUUUUGUCGAAUAGUUUCUAGGGUUAACAAAUAGUGUAAGUUGGAAUUUCUGGAGGCGUUGCUGAUAUUCAUACUAAACACACUGUUUUCACGAUAACUACACCAACUCUCACAAUUACAUUGUCUAACCGAUAAGUUAUCGUCUUCAGAGACUCAAGGUAAACUCAGUAACACAUAGUGAAUAUAAACUGCAGUACAGAUCCCAGUUUUAUGUUUGAAACUAGUGCUUUAAAAUCUUUCUAUCCUUUUGAGCUACAGAUUGGGAUUUUUACAGUAGUAAAUUUUUAAGAUUUGCAGAUGUUGUUCGUUCGUGUACUUCACCAUGAUGAAAUGUCUACUGAAUAAACUGACAGUGACAUUUCGAUGUUAAGUGAAAGGGUGCGUUCAGAAAAUAAAUUCAAAAUUGUCAAGUCUCUAUUGAAAAACCGAUUAUUUCCAUUCUCAGAUUUUUUUAUCUGCUGGUAUUACUAUAAUUUCUGCAUAUAUUAAUUUACUAUUUUUACCGGUUAUAGAUUUCGGGUACUAGUCAGCAGAAAAUGGUCACAACUUUGGAUAAAUCGUACAGCAAGCGAACCUUGUACAGCAAUAUUUAAUUGCCAACUGACAUGCCUCUUUCUCGUAUUAAAAGAGCCACUAAUUCAAUGGUUUAAACUAUUGCGAUUUAACUAUUUUAAGGGUAUAUUUAGCUAUGUUCUAUCUUCUAAAUUUCCAAACAUGUCAUAACAUUGAAUCAUAUUUCAGAUGAAAAUUUAAAUCCUCAUUCUAUUGGACUGUAAUGCCUCAUAUUUUUACUGUAUCUGUAACUGUAUUCACACGAAAUAUUUAAAUCAGACUAUUAGAUAGGGUUAUGGUUAAGUAUGCAAACUUUAUUUUGAAUUUACCACAAUUGAUUAGAAGAUGUUAUGAUACUGAAAAAAUUAUUUUAUGGAUAUAUUUAGAACUAUUUAACAUUACAUGUGCUCGUAAUUUUGGGGACUUUUGUAAACCAAAAUUUUUAAAAUGUAUUUACAUACUUUUAAUGAUCAAGAUUACGGGCAUGUUCUUGGUAUUUAUUGUGGAUUCCGAUAUCAUUUUGUCACUACAUUAUAGCAUAUACAAUAUUCAGUAAAAUUUUGUAGGUUAUUUCAAUAAUUUGCGUUUACUUGAGGUUAUGACGCUUCAAUUGUGUAGGGAUGGUUCUAGAAGUACCUUACCCAACAAAGAAAACAUAAAAAUAUAGAAAAAAAAUAUAUUUAUCAUAUACGAUAUCUCUUUUAUAAUAAGAAUCAACAAGUUCCUCAAAAUAGCCAUAAACUGCCGACAUCACAUCUUCAUUGUUGGAAAAUCUUUGACCACCGAGCCGUUUUCUCAAGUCUGAAAACAGAAAAUAAUCCGAUGGGGCAUAAUUUAUCAAUUUUGGCUAUUUCAAUAAAGGAUAUGUGAGCUGGUGAUCUUGACGGAUCAACACUUUCUUCUUAGCCAAAUGCGGCCUUUUUUGCUUGAUUUCUUCGCUGAAAUAUUGCAAAAAGUUCACAUAACCACCUUGCCUUCAGAUGGAAAGGCGUUUUCAUUCCUUGGUUUUUUUGUUCCGGGUGCGAAGUGAUUGAUCCACGUUCCAUAGCAAACGCGGUAUCUAUCAUGUCUUGUCAUGCUUUCUCCUGUCCAAAUUUUCAGUUAAAAUGCGAUGUUUACGAUUUAUGGCUGCCAAACAAAUACUAAACAAUGUGGCAUGUUCAAACUUGAAACAUUUGCUGUAUAGAUUGUGUACUUUUUAAUACAGUGGUAUUUUUCAAAUAACUAUCGCCAUCUCUAGGUCAGGCUAGGUACUUUUUGGACCAUUCUCGUAUGAUGCCAUCUUGUAUCAAUAAAUGGUCAAAAUCUCAGAAUCUUAGUGACGGUAUUUCAAGUAACUGAUCAUUUAUUGUUACUUUUAUGGGCUUAAAUAUUGAAGGCAUUGUCUGAGAAAACUGAACUACGUUUUUCUAUAUUUGUCCGUUGUUAAAAUGUUGUUAUCCACUAGCCUUCACGUGAUUUUAUAAUUUGUAUUAUUAAGAAACCGAAGGUAAAAAGACCUUCGUUUUCAAUAAUGCAAAUUUAGUUGGUAUCACCAUCUAAUUUUGAAUGAAUUUACUCAAGUUAGCAAACGCAAAUUUUUGGAAUAACCUAUUAAUAAAUACGUUUAGUAUAUUUAUAAACAUAUUAAUCGAGGGCCGAUUGGCAUCUUGAUACUUUUGGAGUGGUUUUACCCCGUAUAGUUUCUGAAGUAGAUCUACGGAAUCCCUUGGAUACAACGAAAUUUAUUGAUAUCUUUAGACAAAGACAUAACGUAAGCGGUUACCUGCCGCCGCCGGUACGGUACUGUGUAUCGAUCGUCGGAUGCGGGUACUAUCGAAGAAGUACCGUGACAUCUUUAAUUUAUUGGAAUAUCAUUCAAGGAAUCAGUACUAUAUAUCGUUUGCCAUAUAAAUAUUUUUAUAAUUCCAAUUGGUACUGCGUUCUUGAAGGUGUAUUUGUUUUUAUUUAUUUAUUUAUUUAUUUAAAAAUGUGGAUAAUAAUGUUUCGUCUAAAGCAAUGUUUUUAUCUAGUCUUUCAUAAUUAUAUGAAUAUGUAUUAUUAUUAGAUGUGUUUCAAAAUAUGAAUAAUGACUUUUUUGAUAAUUGUGAAAUAUAAACUACCAAAAUACAGAAAUAAACACUUUACUUAAUGGUUUCUGUCUAGCCGAUUUGAAAAUAAAACUUUCAAUUCUCAGGUAAAUGUUCUUAAAAAAAAAAGAAAUGGAAUUUUAUCUUAUAAUUAUUCAAAUUAGCUCAUUCUUUAGAGUUCUUAGUAGAUGUUGUUUGUGGGACAUGUCAUUUUUGGCGAAUUUCAACACAAAAAUUCAAUUCAAUCAAAUUUUAAUUUAAAAAAAUCCAAGAAUCAUAAGCUUCCGUUUAUUAAUCCUUGGCGAAUUUCAAAUUUAAAACGAACCUUAAUGUUAUAGUGGUAAAUUUAUAUCGUUUUAUUUGAAUUUCCUUCUAUCUUCUAGUCAAUAGUUGAUAGUAUUCUAAUGAAACAACCAUUUGAGUAGGAUUCAGGAUUUCAUAUUCGAUAAUUUUCACCCAGUCCCGCAACGGGCACAACAUCACUUUAUUUACCGUGAAUCCAGGCUUUGCAUCUCUUCAGCAUGCUUCGACCAAGCUCGUUUGAUCUCAAACUUUCCAUUUCUCAUAAUUAAUCAAUUGAGAAAUAUUUCCAUUUGACAGCGUUUAAAAGAAGUAUCGCGAAUUUCGAUAUUAAAUUUCAUGUAGACAACUUAUUUGAAGCCCAAACCAUCCAGUUUUUUUGUAUGUCCAGACUUUUUAAAAUGCUUUCAAACUGUUUACUGGCUGAAGCUUAGUGAUGUCUGGUAAAGCUGCAAAUCGUUCUGUUUACUUAGCACGGUUUUGUACAUGACUUGUGAAACUAAUUAUUAUCAAUAAAUGGAAAAACCUACAAUCGUAUAUUCGGUGAAAUGUAUCGGGAGCCAAAUAAGUACUUAUAGGAAAUAUUUUUAAUAAUACGGCUAUGUUAACUUAGGCUUUUGGCUCAUCCAAACAUUUUUUUUGUUCUGUACAGCUUAUGGUUAUAGAAGACCGAAUUAACUUACUUAGUUUUGCAUUAUAAAUUAGGGUUUAUCAAUAUCUAUUACAUCAAGUAUUCAAUACCUUAAGAAAGCUCUUUUAAGCACAAUAUGAAGAAAAUAUCUAUAAGAAAAAUACUUUUGAGAGUUAUUUCAAAGUCAAUUUGUUUAUCAAUAUUGAAGAUCUAUCUAGAACGUAUAAUUUUAUUCUGGACCAAAAAUUCAAAUCUAAGAUAUUAUCAAAAUAAUAUUAGGAAACGAAGCUUAAGGUGAUUGCUUUCGAUAUUCUAUUCCUUAAAAUAGUGUACAAGUUUUUUGAGAUCGAAAUAGAUAUUCAGAAUGCAAAAAAAACUCUUCUAGAGACAGCAGAGAAAGUCUUACAAAUUCAGUUUAAUUUUAUGUGAAAGUGACAUUGCACUAAUAAAUAUAAAUUAUUAAUGAAGACAUUUUAAAUGAUACCACAAAUUAUAUGAUAAAUCGAAGUUUACUUAGAAUCAUUUUCAUCAAAUAAUCUUAUACACCAGCAUAAACCUGAAUUUUCCAGAUUGGACUGCUUAGAGACCGACGCAUUAUGGGGAGAGCUUCUUACCACCACACCCAUCUAAUCCAGUGGGGUCGUCGCUUUUCUUUACCGAUUUCUCUUCGACCUUCGUCAAUAGGUCGUCGGUGUUGCAGGUUUCCCUGCAACCUGGCAAACCGGUUCUCCAGCCAAAUGGCCGACGAUAUGGAAUAAUGCAGCCGCAGCUGUACCCGCUCCAAAAAAAUAAAUACAACCCCUCAAAAAUAAAAAAAACCCAAACCGAUAAGAGCCGUUUUUGCUUACGAGCUUAGUUUUCGUUUUUUUCUAAUCAAAAUCUUUUUUUUUAAAUAGUUAGGCAUAUACAUCUCAACGAAACCACUACAGCCCCAGCACUGCAGAAUAGCUAAUCCUAUAUAAGAGAAUACCACUCUAACAAACACCAUUCCUUACAAAAUCCUUCUUAUCCUACUAAACUUUAACCAACCUCUCUUUCGUCAAUAGGUUUAGUAGAAGUGUUUGUCUAUCUUCUUUUCUUGAAAAUAGUGACAUAAAUUUUGCUCUUUUUUCUUCUAUUUUGACAUUCUUUUUGAGCGUGUAUAUUUCAUAAACUCUAGAAAGGGAAAAUUCUUAGACGAGUAAAAACGAUAUAGGUUUAGUUCGUCAGCUACCCAGGUUGUUUUUUAGGGCGGGUCUUCAGCUGUUAGAAUCCUUUUCUGGAAGUAUCCUCCAUCUUCUUUUGAUCCAACUAUCGGUAAAUUUGUUACAAAAAAGCAUUCUGCACUGCUACAGCACAAUGAAAUUACUUUUACCUAAAAAUGUCACGUAAUUUUUGCAACAAGCAUAGAGUCUACGUUUUCCAGUGUGUCCAGCUUAACUUUCGAGAAUCGCACUAUAUAUCACGUGUUUCGAGUCCUCUCAGUUUAAUUCUCUAUGUCCUUAUAUCGAGUGUGCUAAUUUCAUAAUAAAAAACUUUAAGGACUCAGUAUUUUUGAAAUUUGUCAAAAUACCUAGGACGUAUUCUAGGCUUGAAGCUUGCCCAAUGUUCCGAUAGUAGAUUUGCUUUACUUUUGACAAGGAAAAUGUUUUUCAACAUCCUUUAAAGGAUCUUGUUAGGUUUAUGAGAUUUCUUUGUUAGUUGAUUUGCACCUUUGGAUCUGCUUUUCUUAUUUCCAUCACUGGUUUCCAAAUCUUACUUUUUGUUUAACUGCUUAUAUCCAGUUAUUUUAAUUCUUUUUAAGAUAGUUCCCCCUCCUAAAUGCUCUUGAUUAUUUCUCUUUUUCUACUUAGGAUUCUACACGUAUGUAAACCUACAAAAUUAUUUGGUGUCUGUUACAUCUCCGGUGUGUAUAAAUAGAAAAGCGUAAAACCACCAAUAUUUAUAAUAUAGACCUCAAUAAAAAAAACUAAUUGCUGACUAGUACAUUACCCAUCAAUUCUUAUAACGAACCGUGACAAAUUUUCAAACUUUACAUGGUCUAAUGCAGCUUUCAAACCACGAUGACUGUACAAUAUUAUUAGAGAGCGUCUAGACAUGGAUAUAUGAAAAAGUAAUUACCGUUUCUUAUUUUUUUUUUUGGUAAUUUUUUAUCUAUUGAAAACCGUCUGCGUAUGAAUAUAAUUUUCAAGCAGUUUUGGUGUAGAAAUUAUGUGGUUUAGAUGAAACUUCUUGCGAUAUUUUCGACGGUAUCUUACGAGGUCUGGCUAUUACAUAACGAAACUGGUUACGUAAAAGAGUUUUAUUAUAAAAAUUAUUCAACAUUCGAAUGCUCCACUUCAAUAUACUCCCCUCCCUUCGCCACACGUCUUUCCAUACGUUUUUCUAACCUUUCAAGGAAAUCUGAGCAGACCCGUUGACACAAGAGCUUUUGGUCAGUAAUCAGACUUUUGUCAUCUGUAAUUCCUCGUGUAAAAUUUUUAUAACCGUUUCUUUAUCGGCGUUUACAGUAUCAAGAAUCGUGCGGAUGCUCAUUAGUAUCUGGACGAUUGCCUGCACGCAAAAUUUGUUUUUUACCCCACCCGUCUAGGGCGCCAUCUAAGCGCCCGGUCUCGUUAUUUAAUAGCCAGACCUCGUAUAUCACCAAACUGGAAAGAACCGUUUUUUUUAGGCUGGAGCUUUCCAUUUUCCUUUUUCUCCUCAAACCACGUUUCUUCUUGAGACAGAAUGUCUUCUACUGUGUUCGAAAAGCGUCUCUGUACUUUUGGAAUCUGAGUGCAUGAAACCAACACGGAGCGACAUAUAUGAUUGAGCGAAUGGAAAUUCACUUUACACAAGUAGGACUAUUGAGAUUUGGUAUUAAGUGGAUCAAAACCAUCGCAGAUACCUCAGAUUUUUUGCAAAUAUUCAAUAGUUAUUUAUAUGCCAAGGCCUGGAUGUGCUACUUUGUUGGAGGAGUCUGAAAAUUUCAAGGCGAGCGAAGCGAGACGAGCAACAGACGAGUCCAACAAAUUAGUAUUUCAGCCGCGGCGUACACAACAUUUUUUAGACGACGCAUAAGAAUGUAACAAGAAUUCUAUUAUAUUUUCUCUGGUUUUUGAUUUUUUCGCAGAGUAGCCUUUGUUUUGUUUCUUCAGGAAAUUGAUGAGUUUUAGAUAUUUGUUGAUGCCAACAUCUUGUUUUAUGGCGAGAGUACUUUUAAUAAUCGAGAAUGUAGACCAUGUACAAUUUAUCCAAAUUUUAUAUUUUUCUGAAAAAUAAGCGAGCACUACGUUUUCCAUUGGGUUUCUCGCUUCUUUGUGGUGACACCACUUCAUAAAGAGCUCGUACUGUUUUUCGUUUCUUGUACGAGAUUUAUCCGGCAACGAAUUAAGAACGGCCGCAUUGAUUUCUUUGGUGAGAUCCGGUGGCGUGGAUUCGAGUAACUCUACGCAACGCAUUCUAGUCACCUGCCCUAACUGUCCUAUGGUCCUACUGGUCGACCACAGAAUAAAGUUUAUAAUAGUGUGUGGUACUAGCGAAAAAAAAUCAUUUUAAACGCCAGAUUUUGGAACAGACGUUUCAAAAUUAAACAAUAGGAAGCCUACUCUGAGCGUAAGAAAAUUAAUGUGAGAGUGCCACAGGAUAGUGGUUCAAGACCUGUCCUAUACCUCUUGGACACUAAUGAUGUGCCUAAACUAGAAAAUGAUACUUUAACUACCUUUGCAGAUGUUACCGCUUUACUAGCGGUAAGCAAUAAGCAUAAAGGAGCGAUAGAGAAAUUAGUUAUCAUUCAAUACAAAUAAAGAGAAAAUAUUGAAAAAAUGAAACCAAAUGUAUACUUUACAAAUAGAGCUCCUACUUAUAAACAAAUAAACAUAAAUGAUUAAUGAAUCCCAAUAACAAAUAUAGCAAAAUAUUUAAAUAUAAACUUCGCUGGACUGUAUUAAAAAAAAAGAACAACUUCGAAUAAUAUGAUGAUAGUAUGAUUUAUAAACACACCUUCAAAAUCAUCUGCUCGAAUGAAUUUUAACUAUGGGGCUAUGCUAGUCCAUAAAUCAUUCAAAUAUUUCAGAAUAGGGUACAAAGAAAUAUCGUGGACGCACCUUAACAUGAACUAUGAUUUCAUCGCCAUACUAAUGUUGAGGUAAUCCAGGUAAUAAUUAGAGUAAUAUGCGUUAAUUAGUAUACAAAAUGUAUACGAAAAAUACUAUUAAGUAAGACCUUAGCUAGAUACGCAGUAGAACUUUUGAGUUCUAACUUGCUAAUUAAUCUCAACACCAGAUUGUUCACACAAAUUGUUCCUUAUAAAAACAACAUAGAACAAUCUUAGAACAAUCUCCAAAAUCGCAAUACCUUGAAAAUGCAGCUCAAAAAUUGUUUAUUUUCGUUAAAAGUUUAAUUCUCUUCCUACUGCGGUUUUGUACCAGACUAGAACAAAUCUGAAACAACCUGGAAGAACAUUAAAAUUUUUUAUAACUCUAAAGUGAGGGGCCAACCUCUCGGAGUCAUUUCUUUAUUGUAUUUUUUCUUUCCUUAUAGUCUAUUGUAAACGACUAAAAUCCGUAGUCCAUGUUUUUUUUAAAGUAUAAUCCUCAAGUGAGGUACUGAUAAUCGGUUACGAUAAUCGUCGUGAACACAACACCGAACGUGUUCGGCCAUUUUGUAUGGCUGCAAGAAUAUUUAAAAUAACCAUAUACCGCAAAAUCGAAACGUAACAUUUCUAUUGAAAUGAUGAAUGCGAACGAACCUAUUAAAUAACAUGUUUGCUCUAAUGGACAUUAUUGUUGCAAUUCACGUUCGUAUACAAUAAUAUAAAUCAAUACCUUGACAGAUUUCCUAAAAUACAGGAAAUAAUUAAAAUUAAAACAACCGGUACUCGAUUUAAAGCUGAGUAAUGGUUGAUACAAAAGAAUUACAUGUUUGAAUCAGUUAUUUUAUCGGCAAUCAUCUCAUAAUUAGAACUGUAUUUACACUUCUUGACCGUAGGGCAAUUGGAGGAACUUGAAAAUAUCGUUCCAUAAAUUGAUUCAAACUCAAAUAAAGAUAGUUAUGUGAAGUUAUCAACGGAUUUCUGCUACCAAUAUUUUUUCUAUAACAUAAACUGAACUUUAAAAAAAAUGUUAUUAGAGGAGAUAUUAUAAUAGACUACAUAAUUGUACUAACAAAAAUUGAAGAUUACAUUCGUUAACAUAUGUUUUUUACAUACCCGUUUUUUACAUAUUUUCUGAUUCUAAACGGAAGAACUAAAAAAUAAAAAUAAAUUAUUUAACUAUUACAAGAUUCACCUGAUUAGAAAACAUUUUAUCAAAAAUUGUGUUUUUCAUAACGUCGAAAAAAACUCAAACGUUUGAGUGCUGACGCGCAUCGUUCUUUUAAAAAUCGAAGCCGCAAAAUUUACUUUUACUAUCACGAAGGAUCCUUAAUAAGGAACCUUUUAACGAAAUGUUGUGAUGUAAGUGUUUCUUAUAAUCCAAAAAAAAAACAAAAUUCAUAAUCUUUACGUUUGAACGACGACGCGCAGCAUUCUUUUUGGAAUCGAAGCCCCAAAAUUUUUCCAAAUUCUUUUUAACUAUGACAAUGAUACUAAUAAGAAACCAUUAACAAAAAAUUUGAUGGAAUUAUUUUUUAUAACUCCAAAAUAUAGAAGAAAUUAUCUGUUUUAACAUUUGUGGGUCGUCGGAUUUAUAUUUUUUAUAAAUGUUUACCAAGUUUAAUAUACUGUCAGAUAUUUCCGGUAUUAUUAAUAUCGUUACACUUCAUUUUGUAUAAUUCCUCCCCCCGCAGAGCUCCUGCGAUUCCUGAAAGACGGUACAAAUAAUAUUUAAGCUCACAUUAAAAUUUUUUGCUGUCAUACUUUAUGCAUGAGAUAAUGAUCGUCUGGAGAUUGCAGAAAUUUAUUAAUUUCUUCACGGGAAAAUCUUUUCGAUUUUUUGGCUCUAUAGCCUAUAGCCAAUUGUUUUUCAAAUAUGUAAUGAGCUUCGAGUAUUUACUAUCUGCGUCGUUAUUUACCAUUAGGAUGUCUUUCAGUUUUAAAUAAGUCGACCAAAGUAUUGGAAACUUCACAUUUUCGAUUUAGUUUCAGAGUAAGAUGGUAACAAUCUUUCUGUGAAACUGCUUAUGCCUUUUUUAAUACGUCACCUCAUGAAAGAAUUAUAUUCCUUCAAAUACUGUUCCCUGGAAUUCUCAGGAAGAAGAUUCAUACUCGCUGCAUUUCCCGAUUCAAAAUCUUCUGGUGUGUAGUUUACACUUUCACUUCAUUAUUACUCUCCAUAAUAAUACUACACUCCUUUUUAUUACACACAAAACGGAUUUUCUUGAACGAAUAUCAAGAAAUAAAAGUGUGACAGUUUAUCGGAGAAACGAAUUGACAUGAGAAAGAAGCGUUCACAGCCCAAUAUUUUGAAAAAACAAUUUUAUAAUUGCGUUAAAAAAUAACACGUUACGGCACUUUUUUUAACGCAAAAGUGUGAAAAAAUGAACCGCCAUGGUACUUUUUUCACAAUAUUAUAACGAACGUAAAAAAAAAUGUUUACAUUACAAUUUCUUUGUUAUUAAACUACUUAUUGAGUUUACUUUGCAAUAGUGGAAGAAAAUUUCGAUUCCAAAACGAACGAUGUGCGUCAGUACUCAAACGUUUAUGAAUUUUUUUGACAAUCACAUUUUUUUAUUUAACUGUUAUCUAAUUAGGAGAAUUUUGUAAUUGUUUAAUAUUUUUUGGGUUUUCAAUUGAGAAUAUUUACAAAAAUGCGUGUUCAUUGUUCUUAGUUAAAUGUGGGCGACCAAGGGGCCGUUGAGCACAUCUGCCUUCAGAUAGGCCCAUCGUAUCUCACUUGACGUUACCAAAGGCCGAUGUUCUUUGAGAAGCCGAUCAGGCGCUUUGGCUUGAACCCUUUGAUGUCAAUAAGCUUGCCCAACUAUUUAAACCGCGUCGUAUGAGUAUAGGGCGCUCACAGAUAACGAGGUCUGCGGUUUCGUCCUCCUCCAUGCACCAACAUGACUCCAGAUCAUACAUGAUUACCCUUGACGUGGAAAUGGUGUCUUAGAUGCAUUGUCCGGAUAUCGCGCCUGUUUAGUUGGUGCAGUUGUUUGCUAUGGGACGCACCAUAUGUGCUUUCGCUUGACUCAUACCAGGUGUCUCUAUCCAUCCCGCCUUGGGAGUAGACCGUUGAGAAAUGCGAUAGAAACGCUUUUAGCCACACCAAGGAUAGUUAAUUUUGUAAAAAAAAUUUAGAGACAGAAAUCCGUGGAUAACUUUCUUCAUUUGUCUGAAAUCGCUUUUCACCGAGACAUUUUUUUAAAUUGAUUUGAUACGACACGUGCAAUUAGGCUUAAGACGUCAUAGGAUGUUGUGAACGCGAAUUUAAAUGGAGAAAAUAAUCGAAACGAGCAAAAUCCUAUGAAUAUAAAAAUUAAGGCAUUAAAUCAUAAUGCAACUCGGCUUAUUAUUUUUCAACAAUUGCGGUCGAUAAUUUCGGCAGCAAAUCAGCUUAACCAUGACUUGAUGCAUUGAAAAAGGUGGUUGCUUUCUUUGGAGCACGUUCCUCGGAUGAGUUCCAUUAUUUUGAUUGUAUUUCUUUUCUAGGGUAUGAUGUAUCCAAGUAGCACGUACUGCGACAUAUUCAUGAAAAUUUAAAAUUUUUAAAGUGAGGUUUUCAUCAACAUUAAUAAAUCGCGGUACUCACGUUGCAGAUAGCUUGAUCACUUCAUACAUAACUUUUCUUCGGGUUUUUCAAUUCUUUUUACACGUAAAAAAUGAUGCUUAAUUAUGUGGGUGGAAGUCUCGACAUAUGUUUAACUGUCCUGGAUCUUAAUGAACAUAUAUUACUGAUUUUAAUAAACUAAAAUAUCAACUGCUGCUAUUCUUUUGUUUUAUAUUUCUAAAUUUAUAUAAUUCUUUAUCAAAAAUUCUCUUCCCACGUUUAUAUUUUUUUCUUUUUCCUAUCAUUUAUAAUUAGGUAAAACGUAUGCAUGUAUUUGAAAUAUUUUUCUUAAUAAUACGUAAAAGUCAUCAAAAAUUAUUAAUAAACAAUUUGAGUUUCCUGUUAGAACGUUGCUGUAGAUGAAACUACUCAAAUUUUGUCAGUUUAUUACCUUAAAUUAUUCAAAUAAGACAUGGUUCGAGUUGGUAAUAAAAAACUAUUACUGACUAAUAAAAUAUGUGAUACAAAAAUUAUACGGGGAAAUAUUGAGUUCAUUAAUGUAAAAGAAUUUUUAUGUUACUUCAAUUUAUUCAAUACUCAAUUGAAUUGCUAAUGUAAAAUUAAUGUUGCUUCAAGAAUGUUCGUACUUUUUAUUAUAAAUUGGAGGAAAUGAUCUCUAAUAUUUUCAAACUAUGAAAAAAACAUGUAACAGCAUGCAGUAUAUAAUUUUUUGUGAUAAAAUUCAUAGGAAUACAAUCCACUUGAUCUAAAACUUAUAGUCUAGUUAAAUUGAACAGAUGUUGGAAUCAAAAAACUUUAUAUUGGUACUCAAUUCACGGUUAAAAAAGGAUUGUCAAAAAUUCCACUAGAGGGGUCAUGCAUAAAUUACGUCACAUGAUUUUCAUUUCAUGAUUUUUCGCUCCUCCCCCUGUCCUUGUCACAGCUGAUCACAUUUGUGAUUUUUCGAAAAAUUGUAGUUUAAAGUUCGUGUUGUAAUAUUUAGAUUAUAAUAGAUUUUGCAAUGUGAAGUCACGAAAUUUAGGACCUCUCCCAUACCUACUCAUACAAUUCACACUUCGUCAACCCGCUCCCACCCCUUUAACGUGUGACGUAAUUUAUGUAUGGCCCCAUAUGGGAAGAUUUUAUGCUUUAUCAUUUUCUGGUAAAACAGAAGUUUUGUCGGAAAAUUUAUAUAUUUUGAAAAACGGAGAAAACAUUUAUUGAGAAAAAAAUCGAAUUAAACAGAAGCAUAUGCAUCAAAAUAUGUUAAAAUAUACAGGAUUAUUCAUAUUGACACAGGCAACCAAAAUUAUAUAUAUUUUUUUAAUUGAUUGUCCUUAUUUUCGUUUUGUUUUUAAAAUGUAAUGUUUUGUACUGUUAAACAGAGUUAUUUGGAAAAGAUACACCUUAUGAAAAAUUUCCAAAUUUCCAAAUCGCCCUGUACUCGAAUCUAUAUCGAUCUAUUUGAAAUUAUUUAUCAACAUUUCCUAUUAUUACAGAAAAAAAUGAUGAGUUUUAUUUCGGUGUUGCGUUUUAAGAAUCCUAAUUUGAUUUUUUAAAUCUGUGAUGAAUUUAAUUCAGGAUUGCUUAUUUUCACUUCUAUAAGCAAAUUGAACGGCUUUACCAUUUUUGAGGUUUUGGGGAAUUACAACGGACGCACAUUGUUGGAUGUGUUCCAGAAAAUAGAAACCGUUGCCGAAAUCGAAAAUCUCAAAAUCGACUGCUAUUGAUUAUCGUUACUUAGUACUGCCGGACAGUUUUGACACCCUUGCAUCAAUGGUCUAUUCGAGAAAUUCACUACUUUUGUUGAGGUAAAAUUAUAGUCUGAGCAAGAAUUUAUUUUAAUAACUGUAAUGAGUUAAUUGUAUUGUAUACAUAACAGAAUAGUUGAUAGGGAUCAAGUGGUAGUCAACAUACUGCAAAAAUUUCAAGCCUCUAAACACCCUAUUUUUGAUUAUUGGAAAUGCGAGAUCACGUAGAGCUGCAGUAGUUUUCGAAGAAAUAAAAAAUGCUUCCACCCGAUUCAUCUGAUCUGCAUCCCAUAGAGCAUGUUUCUGAUCAGUUACAAAAAAAAUCAUUGAAGACUAGAAACUUUACUGGAAACUAGAAACCUUCUUUCACAAUUUGCGAUAGACAUUGCACGAAAUUUAUUGGACAACUUGGUUGAAACCAUCCCAAAAGGAAGUGCUGUUGUGAUAGUCUAGAUCAGCACUUCAUUUAAUUAUUAAUUCAAUUAUGAAGUAUGCUCAGAUGGAAUAAAAGAUUUUUUGAUUCGUUUUAUGCAUUCAAAAGUUAACAAAUACAAACCUUUUUUAGAAAUACUGUUCAUUUUUUUUGCUUUAUCUUCCAAAAUAAAAUUUAAUCGAUAUCCUUUUUAACUGUUAUUAGUUUGAUAUUAAUAUCUCACCAUCAAAAAAAUAUGAAUUUGGUUGUUUGUACAUUUCAAAAACAUUUUUAAACUUUCUUUGUAUGUCAACAUUUUUUUGCAUUCUAAUGUAACUGAUGAAAUAUUUCUUCGUAUCUAGGUAUUUAAGGAUGUCCUAGGUUAAUUCAUGUAAUCUAACAUCAAUUCAAUUCAAUACAGGAUUUGACUGAGCUCAACUGAAUAAGAUUGAGAAUAAAAAGUGAAUAUUUGUAAUUGAAAUACUUAAAACGUGACUUACCUUCUAUUUGACAACGCUAUCGAUGCUUUGAAAAUUGCCCUGCUGAUUUUAUUUCAAAUCGAGCAAUUUAAGAUAACAUCUGUACUACGGUGAUUUUGUAUUUGUUUUAUGAUGUUAAGAAAUACUUUUUACAUCUAUUUCAGUGAAACUAACACAGAUGAAACUAAGUAUUACUGAAGUUAUUUUUAGUCAAUCUGCAAGGAAGCUUUCAAGAUAUAUACAAAUUCUAGAACACUGUUACGUUCAAGUUUAGAUAUUGAGUUUAUCGAACAUGAGUUAGUAGUGUUUAAGGUUGCAAAGUGAUAACCCAGUGACAGUUGAAAGACAUAAAGUCAAAAUUGUCCUUUUAUUUAAAUAAAAAUUUGUAAGCAUUUGUUAUUUUCUCAAGUUUAAGAGGAAUUUUGUUGUAGUUAUAGUCUUGUGUAUAAUAUGACUGAAGUUACCAAACCCUAAAUUAAUCGUCUUCUCAACGAAUCAUGAAAAUAUGAAAAAUGUUGUGAUUAUCAUGAAUUCUCGAUUUAAUUCAGUUGAAUUGUAGAUUCACUGUCUCUGCCGUUUCUAUAAAGGAUCUGAAAAUUUAGAAGUGGUAUUGUCCUUGUUUUUAAUGUCCCUUUACAAACCCAUUUAACGUACUAUCCUUUCUAAUAAUAUAUUGAACAGCGUAGUUGAUAACAGAUCUCCCUAUUUUAAUCUUAUUUUGGUCUGGAAACAUUUUGAUAUCCUUUGGUUUGCUUUUAUCUACGUUUUUUUAUGUUCGAGUAUGAUUUUGGAAACACUUAUUAACUGUUUUGGAAUAAUUUCUAUUGACAGUUUAAUAAGCUUUCCGAAAACCUAUUAAAAUUGAGUAAUUUGGCAGAUUAUAUUCCUACUUCAUUCUUUGUAUUUUCCUCAUAGUGAAAAUAUAACUGAUCUUCCAGAUCUGUACCCGCAUUGAUAAUCUCCGAAUAAGUUUUCUCCAUAUUUUCUUAACCUUCCUUCUAUGGUCUUGGCCAGUAAUUUGUAGUUUCUGCAUUCAUCUUUUCUCCUUUUCUUGUAUUGGUACCGCUUCUGACAUCGUCUUUUGUUCCCAUUUACUUAUUGAAUUAUAGAUUCCUGGUUCUAUUUUGUCUUCAUCAUUAUUCCAAUCGUGGUUUGUAAGCUUCUUCCAUUGUCCACCAUCGUUUUCUGCAUUUGAUAUUCGAAGUGGUCUUCCUCUUCUAUAAUUUUUUAUUUUUUUUGUGCGGAUAUGUUGAUGAUUGCAUCUCGAUUUAUAAGUCUGGGACUGCGCGCUUAUGUGCCUCUCUAUUUCUUACCUUAUGCAAAGGAUACAGGAAGAAAUUUAUGAAUCCUGGCGAAUCAGUAUAGUCCUGACAAGUGUGCAAAAUUUUAAAUCUGAAAUCUAAAAGUAGGGCAAAAUCGAGACUGAACAGUUAAUACAGGUGAAACUAAUAAAACCUUGUUAAAAUAAAUUCCGUUUCGAGACAAAAUUAUUUUAUAAUCUGAUUAAAGCGAUUUUUAGUAGAUAUGUAUAUUAUAAAAAGCAGAAAGCAGAAGUUAAAUAUUGAUUCAAUACCUGAUUUUAAUUUGUAACCAUCCACAAAUUAUUGUACAAAUGAUUUAAUCUAGGACGAUCCGAAUUAUAUAAUAAACUGUAUGAUAUGAAUAAAUUUUGUAAAAUAUUUUUUAUGUACAAUGUGUAUAUAUAUUAAAGAAAACUAUUUUGUGAUGUCCUUUAAAUGCCAAAUAUAGAUUGUAAAUAUGUCUAAUUUUGUAAAUGAUGUAAAUAUUUAGUUCGAAUAAAAUUUAAAAAAAAAAA